GCGGGAGUGUACCUCGGUAUAUUGUAUGAUCGUGUAUUGUUUUUCGUUUCGUUCGACUGCACGCCGACCGCGUAUAGAAAACAGAAGAGCUGCUACCGACCACGGCCAACCAAGAUGACACCGAUGUGAACCGAUCGAGGAGCAUUCAAUUUUUGUAUAUAGCUUGUGAUAUUAGUUUGUAAGAACACAUCAACCCGGAAUUGUUGAAGUUAAAUGGAAUACUGCCGACAGUAUGAACAAAAUACACUCGGGAGUCUUGGCGCUAGUUUUGGGCAUUUUUCUUAUACAGGCCGCUGAUCCGCCGUUCGAAAGGAAUACGGGCACCUUUUUGGAAUUCACCACCGCCAAAUAUCUGCCAUUUUCAGGUUCGCGACAAACCGACUCGACUCCUUUAUUGAUCAAAAUAGAUGAUCAACCCAGCUUGCAGUUUAACAAUACGAAUAACGAAUCUAGUCGCAAUGAAUUAGGUAACUCGAACGUUGAGUUGGAGCACUUUUACAAUUACCUAAUUAAAAUACACAACGAGACGAAACAAUUCAAAGAUGUAGUGCCUGUGACAAAGGAGAGUGUGCGGAAGGACGAGGUUAUCAAUAGGUUCCUAAAUAAAAAGGAUAAAUCCCAGCACGAGAAACGUUUGGAAACCGAUUUUGUAAGACCACUGUUAAAAUUGUACGAAAAAGAGUUACAUGAGCAACCUUACGUAAGUGGAAACUCCACUGAUUCACCUCGGAUAUCCAAGGAGGAUUAUGUGGAAGAGUUUAAAGUGUUAUCAAAGGAAGACCUCGAUAUGUUGAUACAUGGUGGUCAGAAAUACCAACAAAAUGAACAAUACGUUGACCAAAAGAUACGAAGAGAUGAUGACAGUUUGGAGAGUAACGAAAACGAACACAUUGGCGAAAUUCUACCGCCAGACUACAAAAAAGAAACCACCAGAUUUGCUAGAAGGCAGUUAUACCAACAACCCUUGGUGAGGUUCAGAUUGCCCAACUACAGGCAGAGAAAAUCAUACGAUUACGAAGAGGGUUUCAAACCUGUCGGUCCAUUCGGAGAACCCCCAGAUUACUCCAGACUUAGGCAACCUGUUAAUUUCCCUGGCGAAAGAUUUAGACUCGAAUAUGAACCAUCUUCCCCGUCCGGUGGAGAUGCCAACUUUCGGCUAGACCCCACAGCCUCCGGUGACGACCCUCGUUCGUCGUACUCGCGACCCCCCAGAUUGACCCUACCUCCGAACGAAAUCCCGGGGUACAAAGUCCCGCGCAGAUUCCGCGGCUAUCAGACUUUUCCGGACAACUUUCCCACCGGGAGGGAACAAUUUUUCGAUCCGGCUCGCUAUCAAGCGGGCUGGACCAGUUCGCGUCGACCGCGGGUUAUUUUCCCGACGGAUCUAGUGGCUUUUAGGGACCCCGUGCAAAAUAACGCCGAGGAGACCGACUGGUUGCAGGGUGACAAUAACUUGCAGGAUAUACAGCAGGACGGUGACUCACGAGAAAGAGGUUGUGGUAUAUCUACUCCAAGACAGCAAGCCCAGAGACGCAUAGUGGGCGGUGAAGAAGCUGGCUUUGGAACAUUCCCCUGGCAAGCAUAUAUUAGAAUAGGAUCAUCUAGGUGCGGCGGGUCGCUGGUCAGCAGGCGUCAUGUAGUCACAGCCGGGCAUUGCGUUGCCAGGGCGACCCCUAGACAAGUGCAUGUCACCCUAGGAGAUUACGUAAUCAAUUCUGCAGUGGAGCCCCUGCCUGCAUACACUUUCGGAGUGUCGACUAUCCAGGUGCACCCGUUCUUCAAGUUCACCCCGCAAGCCGACCGCUUCGACGUCGCAGUCCUCCGCCUGGACCGCACCGCCCACAACCUGCCCCACAUCACGCCCAUCUGCCUGCCCCCGCGCGGCGAGGCCUUCCUGGGCGAGGUGGGCACGGCGGCGGGCUGGGGGGCCCUCAGCCCGGGCUCCCGGCUGCGCCCGCAGACCCUCCAAGCCGUCCAAGUGCCCGUCAUCGACAACAGGGUGUGCGAACGUUGGCACCGGUCCAAAGGCAUCGGAGUGACUAUUUACGACGAGAUGAUGUGCGCGGGUUACAAAAACGGCGGCAGGGACAGUUGCCAGGGGGACUCGGGGGGCCCCCUCAUGCUCCAAAAAUCGAACAGGUGGUUUUUGAUUGGGAUCGUGUCGGCUGGGUACUCCUGCGCCCAGCCGGGGCAACCUGGGAUCUAUCAUCGCGUCGCCCAUACGGUCGAUUGGAUCAACAGAGCCAUAGGGUCGUAGAAGUUGUAGGGUUUUUAAUGAAUUUGCGCGAUUGUGUCUAAAAAUCAUUUUAUCAUAUAACAUUCCUAUUAUAAAAU
Brassicogethes aeneus is the source of this 2334-nucleotide messenger RNA. Lineage: Eukaryota; Metazoa; Arthropoda; Insecta; Coleoptera; Nitidulidae. The record is from the annotation of a GenBank genome assembly.